Messenger RNA from Pocillopora meandrina, 2518 nucleotides. Lineage: Eukaryota; Metazoa; Cnidaria; Anthozoa; Scleractinia; Pocilloporidae. The record is from the annotation of a GenBank genome assembly.
CUAGCAUUUUGGCAGCAGCUGCGUAGAGCAAACGACCAGAGGCUCGUCAGUUGAAUACCAAAAAAAUACUAUGCUUCCACGGAGGUUGAAGCAAUUGGUCUUUGUAUCUUUUCACAUUUUUCUGGUAGUGUUGUUCGUUGUGGCGAACAAUGACUUUUGUGCAAGCGUUUUUGAAACUCAAGUUGGUAAGUAAUAACUCGAUCAGAACCUGCAGCUUCAUUUCUUUAUAGUUAAUGUUUCUACAUCGCCAAUUUCCUAUUGCAAAUUUUUCAGAUUUCACUUUAUUUGAUCACGUCAUCAACAAAACUGAUGUUGCCGAUGAGUUUGAGUGUCAGCUAAAAUGUAUGGGAAACAACAGUUGCAAGUCGUUUAAUGUUCACCGCAAUGGCAAUAAUGCGAAGAAGCUUUGCGAGCUCAACAACAAAACCCGGCAGAUGAAGCCAGGUGAUUUUAAACGGAACAAAGGAUCUACAUACUAUGGUUCAGUUCAGGUCAGUUGAAAAUAUGUUUCUGGUGUACACAUAUUCCUUUUUAGAUUCGAGAGCGGCACAAGGCGAAGAUAAAGAAACAAAAAAUCUCUUUGGUAAUCCGUUUUUAUGCUAGAAAUUUGGAGCACCGUUACCCUUUUUUAAACAACCUUCAUUAUCAUCAUAAACUCAUCCUCAUUUUCAUAAUUAUCAUUUUUUUAUUGUGCAAAGAAGAACAGCUAACUGAGAAAAUUCAACUGCAAAAGCUCUUAUUAAACAAUUUUAGAGCGUAUGUGUAAUUAUACAUGGUCUUGUUAUACUUGGUUUUGCUCACUGUAUUCCCGAAAAAAAUGUAUAAACAAACCUCUUAUUCUACUCUUUAAACCUGGCAAUAGAAAUCUAAAGAAGUAUCCCAAGGCCAGUGGAUAUUGAUUAACGAUUCAUUGGCCUCCCUUUGCUUUUCUUACAUCUGAAAUGAAAAAAACGAAAAGUCGUCUUAUGCUGUUAACCACUACUCGAAGUUAAAAAUAUAAAUCAAAGGAACUCAAACAAUCACCUCAAAAAAAAAGCCCUAUUGAAUAACUAUCCUAAAAACCGACGAAAAACAACACGAAGGAACAUCUGUAUGUAAUAUGUUUUGAUAAAACCAACGCAGGGCACUUGUGUGGAUGUUUCUCGUCAGCGAAGUGGCAAAACGAAGGGCAGCCAGUGUCAUCCGAACUACAAAGGAAAAUUGUGCCAAACACGUAAGUAAUAAAUAUCCUUUAACCUAAGAGUGACUAUUUGAUUGGUUCCUACCUAUGCUCCAUUGGAGGACAGACGCAUAACUGGCGUCAUCAUUCACAAGUUUGGCUUCUUUAUUAUAUUAAACAAAUUGAUUCCAUGUUGCCGUGCGUUCAGUUGUUAGUUACAUUCUCCCCUAAGAAUCAGUCAUUAGGAUCAAGGAAAUAAAGGAAAAGAUCACCUACGAGACAAGCCGUUGAUCGUUAAACAAAGACUCCCUGUUAUUACCGCAGGCAAUGUGUAACGAAAAGUGUAGAGAAUAUGAGUAUUGAUGUAAAGGGUUAAAGCGCACUUGUAGAUUGUGUUGAUGAUAAUAAGAACUGCGAUUUCGAAACUUAAUUUUUAUCUCUUUCUUUGAAAAUUAUCAAGUGAGACUUAGCCAUUUUGCUUCAAAUCCUGGAAAGUCUUGCAAGCAUAUUCUUGAAGCAAAUGACUCUAAAGGAGAUGGGGAAUACUGGAUCGACCCUGAGGGCAAAGGAAACUCUUUGAAGGUCUACUGUGAUAUGAAAACUGACGGAGGUAGGUGAAAGGUACCAAGAGAUGAUACCGCAUAAAAAUAUGCAUCUCAAUCUGUCAUGUCCAAAUCAUUAAAACGAAUCGAGAUAUACACACUAUUUAAGAUUUCGCAUUUCUACCUAGAACACUUUAGAAUUGAUGUGAGAUGUAUCGUCUUUAUUUAAUAUUGCUAGGAGGCUGGCUUCUUACAUCCAUCUUUAUGGUAGAUAACCCGACCACUCCUCCCGCUUGGACCGCUGAGCCAUCGUACCGCGGGAUCACCAAAUUCACCAAUCACAAAAUGGGUAUCACAAUUAGCGCCAUGAAAGAACUCAGAGGACACUUGCGAUUCACUCAGAUGAGAUUCCACUGUAGUAAACAACAGGGACGUACGUUCCACGUGACCACAGCCGCUAACAGCUCUGGUGAAGCUGUAGUCGAGUAUUUUAGCAAUCAGACGAACACCCGGCCAGACUCGUGUCUCUCUUUUGUUAGAAUGAAAGAUGACAACUCUUAUCUCUCCAGGAAUUGUUCCAGAUGGGGAAACGACAGAUCUUCGAACUUCGGGAAGUGGGGGCAUAGAAAUGAACAAGGCGAAACACGUUUGUACGAUCUCACUGCACAUGUUGAUAAGCACUAUAUCUGGAAGACAACCGGGAUAUAUCGCCUGUGCGACGACAAUAAGAACGAUGCCUUUAUAAAUUUGUCAAAGGGAGACUUUUGGAAGAUUUUUGUUCGUUAAACAGUUACCGAGUCGCAGAACUGACAGGAUA